UUGUCUAUUUUGAAUCUGGUGAAGGAUUAAUUAUUAAUAGAAAGUUAUCCAAUAGUGCAGCUUUAAAUCAAGCUCUUCUCCAAUCGAAACUGGUCGGUAUCGCAACGUCUGUUCGCUUCGCUGCAUGACAUCGGUAGUGCGAUGCGGACAGAUUGUUUUGAUCUGUUUUAGCCUUGAUUGACCCCCCCUGGAACUGUCAGUGCCUUGGUCGAUGGCGAGGGACCCCACGGAAUCGUGUGGCACCCCCGGGAGUAGAGUUGGUGCCCACUGAUGUCCUCUAAGACCGAGAAAGGGGACGGGCACAGGGACACAGACAUUGAUCAGGGGGAGGGCAUGUCCGUGGUCCAUGAUCGCGUCCAUACACGUGGUCACCAGUCGAAUGCUCAGUCUCAAUUGUUUGCCACUGCUGGUUGUUCACCUACGUCCUACAAGGAUGCCUGGAUCUUUGACAUGGCCAACCCAGCCAAGCACAGUAUCCUAGAGAUGAGGAAGGAGAAAUCACGAGAUGCAGCGCGGUCCCGCCGUGGGAAGGAAAACUAUGAGUUCUAUGAGUUGGCCAAGUUACUUCCCCUGCCGGGAGCCAUCACAAGCCAGUUGGACAAGGCAUCUAUCAUCCGGCUCUCCAUCAGCUAUCUCAAACUUCGAGACUUCUCAGGCCAUGGAGAUCCUCCAUGGGUUAGAGAUGGUCCACCACCUAAUAAAUCUGUGAAAGGGCCGUCAAGACGAAGAAACUUGUCUGCGGUUGCCAUGGAGAUCUUUGAAACACAUCAGGGGACACACAUAUUACAGUCACUGGAUGGAUUUGCCUUUGCACUUGCAAAUGAUGGCCGAUUCCUGUACAUAUCAGAAACAGUGUCUAUAUACCUUGGUCUUUCACAGGUAGAGAUGACUGGCAGCAGUGUGUUCGACUAUGUGCAUCAACAGGACCACCCUGAACUGGCAGAGCAGCUGGGCCUCUGUCUUCCACAAAACAUAUCAGGCAGCAACAUCCCAUCCCUGGAAGGAUCCACAUCUGAUGAAGGAUCCUGCACCUCCAACAUGGACCUCUCCCACGAUCAGGCAGUCUCCCCAACACACAACCCAUGGACAUUACAUGACAGAGGUUAUGUAAUGAAUCCUAGUCCAAACAAAGGCUAUGACCGGUGUUUCUGUUUACGCAUGAAGUCAACUCUGACCAAACGAGGAGUACACGUAAAGUGUGCUGGGUACAGGGUUGUUCAUAUUGUUGGACAGCACCGUCCCCAGUUUUCGUUUUCGGUGAACCGCAAACAUCCACCACCGGUCCUAGGGUUCAUAGCCCUUGGUAUUGCCCUUCCCCCUCCUACGAUCACAGAACUGAGAAUUGACAAUGAUACCUUUGUCAUGAGAUUAUCGCCUGACUUCAAAAUCAUCUAUUGUGAGCCUAUUGUCUCUGACCUGAUGGACAUACAGGCCGAUGACCUAACUAAUGGCCUCCUCUAUGACUUCUGCCAUGCUGCAGACCUCCACAAGCUCAGGAAGGCACAUGUAGACUUGUUAGCCAAAGGUCAGGUCUUGUCAGAGUAUUAUCGAGUGAUGAAUCGUCAUGGCGGCUAUGUGUGGAUCCAGACUUGUGCUACAACACUCUUUAAUUCAAAAAGUAUUGAUGACCAAAAUAUCAUUACAAUUAACUAUGUUCUGAGUGGUGUAGAAAAUGACCGGUUGGUGUUAGACUCAUGGCAGCUAAAUGGUAGGAGGACACUGGGACCUGACCCCUCCGACCACAGUGACCCAGGGGAACUCGGAUCUGAUCCAGAUGGCAGCAGUCCAGUGGACAGAGAGAACAGAACAAACAGCAACAGCAAAUCUGAGAGUGUGGGACCUACUUCUGACCAGGACGACCGACUCAAAUCUCCGUCCAGCAAUGCAUUAGGCGAGAUGGAAGACCUCGGUAGUGAUACACACAACAGCAAAGCCGAGCUUGAUCGUGUGUUCUCUGACGAGUCUGCUUGUACAGUUACAGAUAGGGUAGAUUCAGUUCGGGAUGCGAAAUUCAGCAGACGCAAGAUGGAGAAACCACGCAAGCGUAAGAAGGAGUUUGAACUUGAGGACGACGACACUGAUAAGGAGAGUGGCAUGAUGAAAUCUCAUAGGAUUAUCAGUGAGGAAGCUCUCUGUGACUUUGUGGGCAAUAAUGUGUCUCACGACCUAUCACCAGGGUCACAAAGCCCAGACGUAGGUCCAGUAAGUAUGACCUCCGCCGCGCCACAGGACCUGUCCGUCAAGGCAAACGCUGUAAGCAACCAGUCUGUGGCCAUACACGGUGAAGUUCAUUCAGACUGGAAAAGGGGAAAGGACAUGGACUGCAAUAAUGCAGUUACUCCCAACUCUGUGAAGGAACUAGAGGCAGUCAUGAACCGCCAUCUUCCUUCUGUAGCUAACCAAAGUGAAUCCACUCAACAAUUACGCUUUAGUGGUCAAUCUGCGCAAAAAAAAUCCACAAUACAGUGGAUAGGUUCCCAACAUACUAAUAACAAUACUGGGGAGACUCUCCCAGCUACAAAUCUGCUCAGAACCAUCUAUGCCAAUCGUGAAUCUGUCAUCCGCACAAACACGCGACCAGCCAGUAAUUAUUACAAUGAAAUGCCAGUGAACAUGCUGACCCCACCAGGCAGUGAUGCAUUCAAAGAACAGCAGCAACAACAACAGCAGCCAUCAUUCAUCUCCACAAAACCAUCAGUAGCCAGCGGCAACCACUAUCCCAACUCCACCAUGCCAAACUACACCACCACCCCUCUUUCUGUCUCUAUGCCCACUACAGCGGUAGACUCCUACGGCAUGACUCCACCGUCAUCUGUGUCACCUCGAGACAAACUGCAGUCGCCAUUUGGUGAUGUUGGAACAUAUAAUGAGUCGGGGUCAGCAUCUUGUGGAAACCUUGGUCCUGACUCUUCUUCUUCCAGACUGGCGGCCAAACAAGCAUAUCAGUUGUCAUCGUCAUCUUCGGAGUUCUCCUCCUCCAAGUCAACCGCAUCAUCGUCAUCAGCAGCAGCAGCAUACUACAGCGUGUCAUCCUUUCAUAACAAUCAUACGUAUCCUGAAGUCAACCACAAUGGCUCCACAGGAAUUAACUCGUAUGAGCCGUGUUCUCGGUCAGUGCUGUCAUGGUACCCGGUUUCGUAUUCAUCAUAACAUUGGUAAUAUAACCUGUUUAUCCCAUGGUUCCGGUGUACAAUAUUCUGCUACAGUAUGGUGUGUCUAGUCCUCAACCAGACAAUACACUGACAUUUGUGAAGCUUUAGAACACCAAUCCACACAGGUUCUUUGUGAAGACCUCUUGAAGUCAAGGAUCUUUUUAUAAACCAAACAAUUAUUUUAUGGUUUUAAACAACGCUAUUGAAGCCUCUGUCAUAAAACUUGUUAUAUCUAUAUGAAUCUUGUUAAAAUGAGGAUGCCAUCUUAGGUUACCAUAUAAUGAAGGAAUGGUCAACUGUACAGACUAUGGAGCAGCAUUUAAGAUCAUAUUCACGACUUGAAACUGCUGCUGCCAACUUGAAGGGAUAAGCAUGUGUCUGUGUCUCAUGAUGUGUAUAUCAAGAUUGAUAAUUUGUUCAUGAGUAUCCAUCAAUAAAAAUUUACUGUCCCACAUAUUUUAUUAGGUGCAUGUUUGUCACAUCAAAAUGAAAGUAUUCAGAUUGUCAUUGUUGCGAUGUUCAUGCAAAUGUAGGUGUAUUGCAUAAUUGCUGGAUCAUAGCCCAUUUGGCCAAAUGUCAUCUUUCCUUAACGUGGCACAGGGGCAUAAGGUAACCUCACGGUUACAGCAUUUGCUUGUCACUCUGAAGGCCUCAGUUUUGAUUCCCCAGAUGGAUACAAUCUAUGAAACCCAUUUCAGGUGUCCUUUGCAUUAUAAUGGUGGAAUAAGUCUAUACAUUGCAUAAAACCAACUCACUCACUCUCUCCCUUUUAGUACAUCCUAUCCCCAACUAUUUUUCUGAAUCAUAAGCUUCAAGAUGUCACCAAUGUCACUUGUCAAGGACAAACAAACCUUGACGUGAAAGAAGACAUACCUGUACACACAAUUUACUGUAUAUGGUACCAGAUAUACAAUCCUGGCAAAUACUGUACAGUACUUAGUAUAUCUUAAAUGUAAAUAUCAUUGGCUAAGUCAUUUUAGAUCAUCUUUGACCAAAACAUUGAAAAUCACAACAUCACUUGAUUUCAGUGACAGUUGUAUGUGAGAUCAUGUGAUCAUCUUAUUCCUAUAGUCAUGAUUAUUGUGUAAUGAUGUCAAUCUUGUGAUCAUUUGUCUCUAAGGAUUAAGAAACAUAUGGUUUUUUUUCAAGAAACUUGGAAAGAAGAAUCAAAACUUGACAACUGCCAGAGAUCCUAAGAUUCGCUCCUACAUUUUUGUGUAAUGUAACAUAUUCCCAGUUUCUGUUCCUGUGUUUCUCAGGGGUAUUGCAUUUUCUGAAACUAAGCAGUGUAAGAUAAACAGAUCCACGUAUGGCACAAACUAACUGGAACUUGAUAAUUUCUUUAUCACUUUAACAUUUCCGCACAAACUCUUUCAUUAUGCAGAAUUAGGUUUAUUUCCAUGCAUUCUUUCUGUAGAUUGCUGGUAAAUGUAUUGUGACACAAUUUUAUGAACAUAGGUGGUAAGUCUCAGUAUUGUUGUGAGGAUUGCAUUCUUAUGUAUUGAAGUACAUGAAGCUUUAACUGUAUGCCAAACUUAUAUAUUUCUUGGAUUUAUUUACCAAAAGUCAAAGAUAAUAGGGGUUGGGGUAAUGAAAAGACAUAUUUGUCCAUUCUUCAGAGUGUUAUAUAUGUGUGAGUAAUUUGGUCAACUAAUAUUGUCUGACAUUCAGUUGAACAAUUACUCAGUUUUAUGUGGUAAACAUGAAGUUUUAAUAUAUCUAACGAGCUAUGCGCAAUUAUGGAUUACCUGUCCUGAGUGAAUGAAAGGUAUUUACCUCGAGCCUUUGAACAUUCAUUCAUCAGUAAUUCCUCCCAGCUUCUUGGUUGUUCAUGUACAUUACACAUUCACAUGAAAAUGAAAUACAAAUGCAUUAAAUGCCAACCCUACAGACAAACUUCACUGAAGGCAGUGACAGAUGACAUCAUGUAACCAGUUUGUGAUGUCAUGAACAAUGGAUGAUGUCAUAUGAAUUUUUUCACAACAAUCCAUUGAUAUUAUUCUAUAUCACACAUGAUAAUUCUACUUUAUGGGUAAUAUUACUAAAAUUGUGUUAGUAUUAAUUAAUACUUUUUGAUAUGUUAGGGUGAGAAAAGUAUGUCAAAUUUUCUUUAAGGGUCCUGCCUUAUUUCCAAUCACUAUUGUUCAAACUAUGUCAGAUGCUUCUUGAGUUUCUCUUAUAAAGUUUCUUGAUUUCACCAAUGAGUCCAAUAAUAUUGUACAUAUUUCCCUAACUAAUCACUGAUGCCAGGAAAUCGGAAGAUAUUUACAGGAUAUACAGGUACGUUUUAAUUGAUAUCAACAGAAAUGAAGAAAACAGUAAUAUUCUGAACAUGGUAGAUGCAGAAUAUAUUAGUCAUGUUGUUUAAUAUAUUUUUAUUAAGAAAACCCACACAUUUUGUUUAUAAUUUCUAUAGUCAAACAUGUUUGCUGUACUUUCUCAAUAUGGAAAGCAGGAAGACGACAAGUCAUUUUCUCUGAUGUUGAAAGUGCAACAAAAUGUUCAUAAUAAGCCAAUAAAAUCUGAUGACCCUUUGAGUACAAUCCUGUACACCAAGACAGUCGUUAUCAUCUGUUUAUUUUUAUUAUUUUUUUAUGAAUAGAGAACCUGAAUUGAAAAUGUGAUAAGUAUGGUUGCCAUUUACCAAAGUCACAUGCAGUGAACUGGUUGUAGUGUAAGCUCCAUGUUAAACCAGCCAUGUUGUUGAUAACGACUGUAGCCAAACAACAGUAGAGCCAAAGUUGACACUGUAGUGCUAGUGUAGAAACAAGCUAGUGGUAGUAUUUCUUUUCACUGUUUAGUGUUCGAGUGUUAUCACAUACAUAUAGUUCAUGUCUAGGCAUGUGCUGUAGUCUUUGUUGAAGUAAUGUGCCUCUCCUUGUUCACUAGUUCCAGUUGUUUUACAAACAUAUGCCCCAUGUUACAAAACUGAAAAAAUUGAACUAGUAAAUAAUUGUGUUUUGGUCUUUGAGUUUUGGAAGCAUGGAUAUUAUACUGAGAGAAAAAAAAUAAGGGAUCACAUGAAAUUUCAGGUUUUAAUCACAUCAAACAUAACAGACUUGAGUCAUUGUUUUCAGUUUAAAUGAAGAAAGUCAGUAUCGAGUAUGUCCCCCACGUGCUCUUGCAACUGUCUGGCAACAUCUGGGCAUACUUCCAAUCCAUGUCCUUAUUGUAUAUAUAUAUAUGUCAGACAAUAUAUGCGAUCCUUUAUUUUUUUUUCCUUCGGUAUAUUUACAGUUUAUUUGUGUGCCAUAGUGAUCAGAAUGGCCCUUCUAAGAAGCAGAUAUAUUAAAGGGGUGUCCUUAAGAGCCACUUAAACUUGACAAGAAUAGUUUAGGCAGUUAAAAACGUGUGACUGAAAUAGUUCAAACACUGUAAUUUCAAAUCCAUGAUGUACAUCACAUUGACACAUAUUACAGUGUUUAGACUGAGAUUUGAAAUGGGCAAUAGACCAAACACAUUAUUUUAAUAAAAAAAUAAUACAUACAUGUGAUAUGUCAAAAAUACAAGUGGCGGAUUUUCUUUGGAUCUUAUUGUGUCAUAACACAGGUGGGUGGUUGUGUAGCAUAGUGGUUUAAGUGUUCGCUUGUCACCAAAUUCCAUUGUUUGAUUUCCAGUUUGGUACAAAGUGUGAAGCCCGUUUCUAGUGUCACCCACCUGUGAUGUAGCUGGAAUGUUGCUAAAUUCAUUGUAAAACCAUAUUCAUUCUGCACAGAAAAAAUCUUGUAGUCCGGUAUGAACAUGUCUGUCUAAAUGGUACAAGAUUCCUUCUGCAUUUCUGAUUAUGCAUUAGACCAUGUUUGCUCAUCCAAAGCAAAUACAUUGUUUGAAAUUUUAUGCAUUUACUUGUAAAUCAUACAAGAGUUAAGAAGGGUUGUGAUGUAUGCAUUUCGCAUGAAACAUUAUUUUUGCAUUUGAAAUCCUUGAAAGCAUUUAUUACUAAAAUCAUGGAAUACAGUGUACUAAACCUUCAUUGUUGUACAGUGUAUGUAAUUGCACUCCAAGGUAUUGUACUAUGUAGAUCAUUGAAUCAUAUAAUAUCUUAGCAUAAUUCAUUAGUUUGUAGUUAUGGGCAGAGUCAAUGAAAUUGACCCCAAGUAUGCUAUUUAUACAAGAUGCAUUGUAAUUAGGAUGUGCUUUAUCCUCAAACUUCAUGAGGCUAAAUUUCAGCUCCUUUGGACUUGUUCCAAUGAAUCGUAUCCAUUCCGGACACAACAAUGGCAGUUCUAGACAAGCAUUUGUUCUUAAGUCAUGGCAUUGUGGUUUGUUGUUGGCAUUUUGAGUUUACUAUGUUAUUAAAGACGAUGUUUAGCAAUGUUACGGUUCCUUGUUACAGAGUGUAGUAAUGCUUUCUUCAUGACAGUGUUGUAAGCACUGGGGGAAUGAUUUCAAAGAUUAUAGGUGUAAAGAAUGUGGGUUUGCGUUUUCUGUCACAAAGUUUUAUUAUGCAAUUGAAACAAUCAUGACAAGAUUUUCUGUAUGACUUAGGCACAAAUCAUUUGAUAUUUGGCCAUGGGUCUGAGGGGGUAGGGGCUUGGAGAAGGUUAGGGACUUGGAGAGUUCAAGAAGCACUGGACAUACUGUCCAGGUUGUAUACGCACCCAAAUACUGUCCAUUGGACAUGUUGAAUAUCCUGAAAAUUAUUAUUAUUACAAAACAAAAAAUUGUUUACUCCCUUUUACAGAGAUAAAUUAUAAGCAAUAACGAAAUAGGAAUAUGUCUAUUAAAAAUCCAAGCCCAACAGUUCACUUCCCCCUCUCCCCCAUCUCUCUCUUUGCAAAUAUUGAAUGGUUGAUCCCUUUUAACUGGAGAAGAGGAAGGGAGUAAUUUGUGUUACAGAAAUAAACUUUCAUAAACAUAUAUUUAGUAUUCUACCUUGCUUCAUCCUCUGUAGCACUGUGGGAAAAUAUGAAGUUUGUUUCUAUUAUUAAGGCAUAGGUUCUGCCAUCAGUUUGAUUUACGGAGCAAAUUGGUACUAUUCAGUGUUCAUAAAGCUUGCCUAAUGAUGUUAUUUGUUUUUGUUAAAAACUUGUAAAUUUUAUUAAACAUUGCUUUAAGCAGAGUAAUGCUUAUUCUCUGCAUAACCCAUAAGGUGUUACAAGUGAUCAAAGAAACAACACAAAAGUGUCCCUUGUAGGAAAAAUAUAACUGAUGAUUUUGUGUUCAAUUUGAAACAACUAAAUUACACUGAAUAUCGAUGGUCUAGUCACAUAGGCUUAUAAAGUCAAUGCAGAGGUGUUAACACAUUGUUCAUAGUGCUAAAUUCAUUAGUACUAAUUCAUAUUAAAACUAUUAUCAUUUUAAUGAAUAUGUUUUGUAGUAUCUAUUUUACAAGCAAAAACAUACUCUCAUUUUAGAGUAGAAAAAUAUGCAUUUCUUAUAUUGAAAUAGCUGUAUAGUGCAUUUUAAUUGAAUCUAUAUCAUUUACACUUUUACCAAAAGAAACUGUUACACUAGGAAAGAAUGAUUUCUUAUUGUUAUGUGUGUGACUGAAUAUGUAUGAUGUUACCAAUCUUUCAUAAGUGUGAGUGAAGCGACAUAUUAUAUGUAUAAUCAUGAAAUAAGAGCGUGACACAGCAAUAUUUUUGCAACAAGCCAUAAAUACCAUUGCUAUAUGUAAGUAGAAUGUUUGUUCAUGCAUACACAGUGUACAGACCAUCAAGAUAUCGGAACACCAUUAACUUGUGUGUUAACUCCAAGCCUACAUGGGGGCCAAAUAUUUGCUGUUUAAUGUAUGUCAUUAUCCAAACCUGUGGCUAUUUGCCAUGAAUAAAUUAUAUGAAAAUAUCA
Messenger RNA from Haliotis rubra (blacklip abalone), 8942 nucleotides. RefSeq names its product protein trachealess-like. Gene Ontology annotation, molecular function: DNA-binding transcription factor activity, RNA polymerase II-specific; RNA polymerase II transcription regulatory region sequence-specific DNA binding; protein dimerization activity. The record is from RefSeq and is a predicted model, not a curated record. Bases 271 to 3150 code for a protein of 959 amino acids. The transcript is spliced from 16 exons. Gene Ontology annotation, biological process: regulation of transcription by RNA polymerase II. NCBI's taxonomy places the organism in Eukaryota, Metazoa, Mollusca, Gastropoda, Lepetellida, Haliotidae.